Molecule: messenger RNA, 846 nt
Organism: Fusarium sp. VM40
Lineage: Eukaryota; Fungi; Ascomycota; Sordariomycetes; Hypocreales; Nectriaceae
Source: the annotation of a GenBank genome assembly
AUGGAAGCAGAGAAGGAUACUCGACCAAUAGAAUCGCCGUAUGGGAGCGAGAUCUGUGCUGUUUAUUUCCAUGAAGGCCCCUUGUACAUCAACCGAGAACUUCUCCGUCAAAGCAAUGCACUUUUCUCAGCAGUAACAGAAGCAAAACCAUUUCCCUUUAAUUCUAAACAUGUUAAUUUGAAAGACAUUACACUUGAAACAGGCCAUGUUAUCAUUCACUAUCUCGUUACCAACACCUAUCAAUGCCUUAAAUCCCGGGCGGAAGCCUUGGAAACGAGGAACGUGGAGGAGUUCUGCACAGCCACAAAUGUCUACACAGCAGCCGUGAGCCUUUCCCUGAAUCAACUUCGCGAACUUGCGAGAGAGGAGCUGGUACGACUGGGCGAUAAGAUGGAACUUUCCACCCUCAUCAAAGUCAUGGAUUUAUCAAUCUCGUCAUUCGAAGGCCUCCCUGGUAUAACAUCAUACAUCGAAUCAAGACUCAUCUCAUUCUAUAAAGAGAGCCCUAGUGGCACAGCUAGCCGACUAUUGACAGAUAUUGGUAUCCCUAAUACCCUGAGCAAAGUCUUGCUCAGAAGCAUCGUCCUCAUGAAGGCCUCUGAACGUUCUCAGGCAGCAGAGCCAACCGUUCAGCAUGCGGCGGGUGGUCGCUCGUAUGAUUGCAAUGGAUUUCAUUCUACCAGAAAAACAACAGACAAUACGCAAGACUCCUCUAACACGGCACAGACCUCGAGAGACAGAUCUUUCGGUCGGCCUUUCGUUCAAUCUGGCGACGAGACCGACCAGUCUUCUGAUGCGGCCUACCCACUCACACCUAGCUCUAGUCAAGCGUCGUCAAGGUGGUAG